AUGUUUGUGAAGUUUCAACAUGUACACACCAACUGUUUCCACAUACUGAGCUCCACCAAGACCUCACCCAGCAUAGGGGUUUCAGUCUCCCCACCACAAAAACUUGAACAUGCUCCCAUCAAGAAACACAGAGACCAACAACAUGUUCUUGAAACACACAAAGGAGGGGUAACCAAAACACUAGGCCGGGUUUAUACACUACCUGCCCAUGACACAAAAAACAAGGAUGUCUUGAUCCAUAAUGGUUCUUCCAAAAACCCAGAUGGAGAAAAGAGAAGGAACAAUUGGGUUGGUGGUGGAAAUGAGAAUAAGAGACAUUUUGGGAUUGAAAUAAGGUCGGGGAAUGGGGAAAUUGGUAGGGAGGGGAAAGCGCAGACCAAAUGUUCGAAGAAAUGGUUGAGAUAUGGAGGUUGUAUUCCGGCAAUUUUGGAAGCUCUGGAAAGAACCAGUGAUUUGGAUGAGGCUUUGAGACCAUGGGAAAAUAAUUUGAGUAAUAAAGAAAGGACUAUUAUUUUGAAGGAGCAGCCGGAUUGGGAAAGGGCAUUGGAGAUUUUCUUGUGGUUUAAAAGGAAAGAUUGCUAUGAAGUUAAUGUGAUUCAUUAUAACGUAAUGUUUCGAAUUCUUGGGAAAGUGCAGAAGUGGAGAUUGAUGGAGGAUUUGUGGGUUGAGAUGGGGGAGAAAGGAAUUAAGCCAAUAAAUUCGACUUAUGGCACUUUGAUUGAUGUUUAUAGUAAAGGUGGAUGUAAGGAAGAAGCAAUUAAGUUGUUGGAAUUGAUGAAUAAACAAGGGAUGGAACCCGAUGAGGUGACCAUGGGGACUGUCGUUCAAAUGUACAAGAGGACGGGGGAAUUUAACAAGGCGGAGGAAUUUUUCAAGAAUUGGUCAUCUGGUAAAUAUAAGGCAGAGAAAGGUGGAAUUAGUGGACUAACAGGAAAGAACAUGGUUGAUGGUGACUCCCAAGCUCACGUUUGUUUGAGCUCGUACACGUAUAAUACCUUGAUUGAUACGUACGGGAAGGCAGGGCAACUUAAAGAAGCAUCUGAAACUUUUGCAAGGAUGCUCAGAGAAGGGAUUGUGCCAACAACGGUGACUUUUAACACAAUGAUUCACAUUUGUGGUAACAAUGGCCAUCUAGAGGAAGUCGCUUCCUUGGUACAGAAAAUGGAACAGCUUGGGUGUCUCCCGGACACAAGGACGUAUAAUAUCCUUAUUUCCCUUCAUACUAAGCAUGACAAUAUUAACAUGGCAGCAAAUUUCUUUAGAAAGAUGAAGGAGACUUCCCUUGAGCCAGACCUUGUGAGUUACCGCACCCUCUUGUAUGCAUUGUCUAUAAGGCAUAUGGUUGUUGAAGCAGAAGACCUCAUCGCUGAGAUGGAUGGAAAGGGUCUUGAUAUUGAUGAAUUUACCCAGUCAGCAUUGACUAGAAUGUAUAUAGAAGCUGGGAUGCUUGAGAAGUCAUGGUUAUGGUUUGAGAGGUUUCAUCUUGAGGGGAAUAUGAGUUCUGAUUGCUACUCUGCCAACAUCGAUGCAUUUGGGGAGCGUGGGCACGUUGUGGAAGCUGUGAAAGUUUUCAAUUGUUGUCAAGAGAGGAAAAAACUACGUGCCCUUGAGUUUAAUGUGAUGAUCAAGGCUUAUGGGAUCAGCAAGAGAUAUGAUGAGGCAUGCCACUUAUUUGAUAGCAUGGAAAAACAUGGUGUAGUUCCGGAUAGGUGUAGCUUUAGUUCGCUCAUUCAAAUGCUAGCUAGUGCCGACCUGCCACUAAAAGCAAAAACAUAUUUGAGGAAAAUGAAGGAGGCAGGAUUGGUGAAUGACUGCGUCACUUAUUGUGCUGUUAUCUCUAGCUUUGCAAAAUUAGGUCAGUUGGAAGCAGCAGUGGGUGUAUAUGAUGAGAUGAUUGGGUCUAAUGUGCAGCCUGAUAUUAUUGUUUACGUUGUGUUGAUAAAUGCAUUUGCUGAUAUUGGAAAUGUUAAAGAGGCUGUAAGUUAUGUAGAUGCAAUGAGAGAAUCAGGGUUACCCAUGAAUACUGUUGUAUAUAAUUCACUGAUCAAGCUUUAUACCAAAGUUGGAUAUUUAGAAGAAGCACAAGAAACAUACAAAUUGCUUCAAUCAUUUGAGUUUGGUCCCGAUGUAUAUUCUUCAAAUUGUAUGAUUGAUCUUUACAGUGAGCGAUUGAUGGUCGAACAAGCAGAAGAGAUUUUUGAGAGCAUGAAGAGGAAAGGGGAAGCAAACGAAUUUUCAUAUGCUAUGAUGUUGUGUAUGUACAAGAGAACUUGUCGGUUUAAAGAAGCCAUCCAGAUUGCACAAAUGAUGAGAAAACUAGGACUCUUGACUGAUCUGUUGAGUUAUAAUCACAUGCUUGGGUUGUAUGCGUCAGAUGGGAGAUUCAAGGAGGCCAUGGCAACCUUUGAGGAGAUGUUGGAAUCUGGUGUUCAACCUGAUGAUUCCACAUUCAAAUCUCUUGGUGUUGUUCUCAUGACAUGUGGAGUUCCAAAGCAGGCUGUUCGCAAUCUUGAAGUAAAGAGGAAGAAGGAUGAGCAGAGUGGCUUGCAGGCGUGGAUGUCGACUCUUUCUUCUGUGUUUAGUGUGGAUGACAACGAUCAUAUUGAAGAACGAUGA
Ilex paraguariensis (yerba mate) is the source of this 2616-nucleotide messenger RNA. The record is from the annotation of a GenBank genome assembly. Lineage: Eukaryota; Viridiplantae; Streptophyta; Magnoliopsida; Aquifoliales; Aquifoliaceae.